AUGACCACGGCAGCCGAACGCGACCUCGGGUCAGAAACCCUCGGCCGUACCCCAACCCAAUUUAUCAACCGCCACGGCGGCAAUAAUGUCUCUGAGACGCCCGGUUCACCUACGGGCAGCGAUUCGGGGGCGUUGCCUCCGUCUCCGAGCGAUAUCCUCCUCGUCCGCUACGCAGGUUGGCUGACGCUGGUCCGCUCGCUGAUCACCCAGUUCGAAGACCAGUCGACCUUGGAGAAGUACAUGGUCCAGACUCACACAAAGUCCGUCAAGGAUUGGACGUCUCACCCUUUGCGCGACAUUGAAUCGGCUUUCAACCCGGAGCAGACCGGAUCUUCCACCAAAUCAACCUCUGGUGUCCACAACCUUACGAAAGAGAUCCGGGACUCCAACAGCAAACUGGCUUCUGAUCACGACGCAUUGUACAAAGUCCUUGCGUCGCAGACUCUCCCUGCGUUGAAGACGAUUGAGAAGGAUGUGCAUCAGAGGAUGGGAGCAAUGAUGCAGGAGGAGAAGGAUCGGAGGAAGGAAAAGGACAAGGACGAGAGGGAAUUGAGGCAUCUGAUCAAGGACUUGAAGAAGGCCCUCAGCGCAGCACGAGGCACCGUUGACAUCCAGCCUUGGGCUGCCGGAGACCCGUGGUUGAUCAACAUUGCUAUUCAGCGCCAUCUUGCCGACGCGAACCUCAAAUACCGCAGUCACACCUCCACUCUGGAAGGCAUCGAGCAGAGCUUUGGUGUUUGGGAGAAGAACCUGAUCAACAACCUCAAAUCGGCUCUCCUCGCCUACACUUCUCUUGACCCGACCGUCAUCUUGGCUGGGUCGGCUGGCCACACACAAAACGUUGCUCUGAGCCCCACCGCCAACCUGCAUCGCGCGAUUCAAGCCAUCGAAGCCGAGAAAGAAUGGGAAAUGUACCGCUCAACGCAGCUGGCGCGCACCAUCCCCCCAACCGGCGAACAAUCUGCGACAGAGCGCGAGGCGUUCAUGCACGACUACCCCGGCGCCGACGACCCGCUCGUGCAGCUAGUGAAGGAAGGUCCCAUGCAGCGGAAAUCCAAGAUUCUCAAAAAGUGGCAUGAGAAGUGGUACUGCCUCACAGCUGCCGGCUGGUUGCAUGAGUUCGAAGACAGGCCCAACAUCGACACAACCGCCGCCUCCUCUCACCACUCCCACCUCCACGUUCGCCCGCCGCCCAAGAUGAGCCUUUGGUUGAGGCAGUGCACCAUGACCGAAAUGGGCAUGGGCGGCAAAAUCAGCGCUGCAGAGUUCCACCUCGCCCACGUCAACCCGCACUCCUUGGUCCUUGGCCGCAAACACCACACCUACAAGUACUCGACCAACAGCGUGUCCGACUCGACCGCGUGGUUCACCGCCAUCGCCCCGCACGCCAACAGACGUCCCUCAGAGCCAAACUCGCACGGAGGGUCUUUCGUCGGAGUACCUAUCGCGGCAGGAGCGGCAGCCGCCGAACAACCGGCCGCUACGUCCACUCUGGGCCGCAACAACACCGCCGCUCGUCGCCACUCCAUCGCAACAACCUCGACCGCCUCCUCCAUCGCUGAAGAGGAACAGCAGAGAUUGCCCCGCUCAUCUACCGUCAAGACCAACGAACCCUCGUCCCCACUUUACCCUACCGCCAACGACGAGCUGCCUGCUACCCACACGACCUCAGCAGGCGCUGCACCAACCCCGGCUAUCCCUUCCCCAUCCCCGGCUAGGAAGAGCCGCGAGCAUCUCCAGGCGCCUUACGAACCUAGCGCUGCCGCUCAGCAGCCCGCGUAUGCUACUACCGGCGCCGCGCCGGCGGCUGACGCCCCGCAUGUUGAGAAGAGGGAGAUGCCUGUUGUCGCGCAAUAA
This is a messenger RNA of Fimicolochytrium jonesii, 1857 nucleotides long. RefSeq lists its product as uncharacterized. Bases 1 to 1857 code for a protein of 618 amino acids. The record is from RefSeq and is a predicted model, not a curated record. The transcript has a single exon. Lineage: Eukaryota; Fungi; Chytridiomycota; Chytridiomycetes; Spizellomycetales; Powellomycetaceae.